UGAUGGUGAUGGUAUUUACUAUAUCUGCGGGUUUUGCUGUUUUGUUUGCCGUCAAGUUUCAGCGUUGUCGAACUAACAUGUCGCGCUGACUGUAGUGGAGUUGAACACAGCCUCAGCAGAGCUCGCGAGGCUGCUAACGGUAGUUUAAAGAUGUUCGUUCAGUGUGAAAGUCGUUAAAAUAAGUAACUGCUGCAGCUCUCCUUGUCCUCCGUAGUUAGUUUACUUCUCAUGUGCUUGUGUAACUUGACAUUAUAACAAGUUGGGUGUGUGUGUCCGUGUGGUUUGUAACUGCACCCUGUGUGUGUGUGUGUGUGUGUGUGUGUGUGUGUAGCGUGACAUCACGUGCAACACCUCAGUCUUUAUCUUACCUAAUAUCCCUCCUCCACCCUGACAUUACUGACCAUCAGCCUCUCGUUUAUGCUCCGCAGACCGGCUGACAAAGUUAUUUGCUGAGCCCACUAGCUGUUGGAUCACAUGUGGCAGCUGCUGUGGUGAAUGUACAACCUGGAGAUUAGAUAUUCAGACUGAUCCCAUGUGCCUUAUCACUGUCAAUCAUCCCAUUAGUUACCCUAUAUUUAAACCGUCCUCUAAACAACUGGAACAAUCAUUGUCUGGAGCCGGGGCCUGAAUGGUGUGACUUUCCAUACAACAAUGACCAGGCCUGGUGAAUAGCAUGACGGCCCACAAUGUCUGCAGACGCCCUGCCUGAAUGCUCGGUCCGCCUUUGUUAUUUGGAAUCUAACAUCUUACAACCAGAGCACCUCUCCAAACACCCCUGACUGCUGGUGUCUGUGGGCGUCAGCUUCCUUCUGUUUCCAUUUCCUGGCCUCUGCUGUUGCUCAACUCUUUUUCACCGGGAUGCUGUGGUGGUGAGAAAAACAUCUCCGCUGUAUGGGCUUCAGGCAAACACGUCCCACUGGAGUUAUCUUGAGUGAGGCACUGAAUCUGCGCCAGCUUUGUAGUGGACUUUGACCUCUGACUCCUCUGUGUUUACGGACAGCAGAAAAUAGAAUUUCCCUACAGGAAAUUAACAAUCACUCCUUCAAAUUAUUGGUAUAACCACAUCCAAGUGCAGACCUUCCGCCUCAGACCGUGGCCUCCCCAGCUCCUGUUCCACUUUGCCGCCCGCAGUACCAUGCUGGGUACACUCCUGCGGAGGAACAUGUCUCAGAAGCUGAGUGUGCUGCUGCUGGUAUUCGGCCUGGCGUGGGGACUCAUGCUGCUGCGCUACACUGUGCAGCAGCCUCGCCAUCAGAGCAGCGCCGAGCUACGUGAGCAGAUCCUGGAGCUCAGCCGACGAUACGUCAAAGUCCUGACCGAGGAGAACCAGAAUACUCCAGGAGGGCCGCAGGGAACCUCCAUGGCUGGUUAUGCUGAUCUGAAGAGGACUAUAGCUGUGUUACUGGACGACAUUUUGACAAGGCUGGUCAAACUGGAGGGCAAAAUCGAGUUGGUAGCAAAUACCUCGUCCACUAACACCUCCCACGCAGCAGGGGGCGUCCUUGCGUCUGCCACCGCUGCCCUACAGAAAUCCUCAAAACAGGAGACACCUGGCAGCCAUCCGGGGACAUCACGUCUUCACCCACAUGUCCCUAAUAGGCCUCGGCCAUAUUAAGGAGCAUUGUCUCGACAGAUGAACUGAUUUAAUUUGAGCACAUCACACUGUUCCAGCAUUUAUCACUGAUGAAACAACAUCAGACAAAGUGAAAAAGCAAUAGUGAGACUAAUGGACAUCCAGAGACUCGGGAUGCUUCUCAGAAAUGUUCAGCCUAUUCAGAGAAGAAGAAAGACUUCUUUACGCUCUGUCUUAUCAUAUGCUGAUAUUUAUUUAUUUUUUACCAAGACUAUCCAGCACAUUGAUUUAUAUUUAAAUUUGUUGAUUUUAUUUGGCUUAAUUUUUUGCAUUUUUAAAAAAAAAUAAAUUUGAAUCUCGUGACUGUUAAAGCUAAUGCAGAGAGAUGUAAACACUCUGAACCUGAUUCUCAUACACACUCUCAUAUGCUCUUAUCUACCUAUUGUAAACUAGUUUACAAUACUGCUUCAACAUAUCAAAAUGCUGAACUAACAGUAGUAGUUGAUAGUUAUGACAACUUAUAUAGCUGUGUAGCUAAUGGCUACAUAUCAGUCUUUAGCUUGUUCAGUUGCUAAAUACUGUCCUGAAGAAGAUUCUAAUUUUAGAGUACACAUAUAGUCUUAAGGAUAAUUAAACUGUACAGUUCACCGGUAAGAGAUAAUCCAAAGAAUGUUACUUGCACUCCAUCUGAAGGGUGUAUGUAUGUGUCCACUGUUGCUGAGAUUUAUGCAGAAUAUGACGGGGUGAUGCCUAUCUGUCACUGUUAACAUGAGCGUGUGCUUUGUCUUGGUUCCAUGGUGUCUAGAGAUGUUUUAAUUGAGUGUGGAACAGAUUGAAUGUACUGUGUAGUCAGUCUUUAGCCCUUUAUUGCUGUUAAGAUGACUGACAUACUGCUUACACAUGUUCAGGGUUCAUGUUGCACUGUGACUCUAUAGAGAUUUUCUAAAAAUACUGGGCGUAUCCAGCGUUGACUUUUAGGAUAUAUUAAGGGGAUGGACGUCAGGCGCAGGAAUAUUCGUUCUUCCAACCUUUCUGCUGGUCCUGUGUGUCGUCUCUAUUAUAGCAAGAAACACCCCGUCCUGCCCAGAGGAAGAAGAUCUUUAAUCUGCUCAUCAUGAGGCUCAUUGACAAGAUGACUGUGUGGAGCAAAAAAUAUUGGCAAUAUUGGGAUUUUAUGAGACUAAGUAAAUGUGGGAGGCAUAGCAAAAUUCGAGGCAAAGAAUUGUGUCUGAAUGAUGCUAGAUGGAACUAUUGAACUGUGGUUUGAGUGGUGCCAUAAAAUGUAUUUUGCUUCAUAAUGCUAAAGUAGAAAAAAUGGCAAGCUGGCCAAUUGCUGUGAGAUAGCUUUACUAAUAAAUGGAGGACGAAGGAUUUUCUCCCUUAUUGAA
Acanthopagrus latus (yellowfin seabream) is the source of this 2961-nucleotide messenger RNA. It is a transcript of the gene ccdc126, whose product is annotated as coiled-coil domain containing 126. Bases 1136 to 1615 code for a protein of 159 amino acids. Lineage: Eukaryota; Metazoa; Chordata; Actinopteri; Spariformes; Sparidae. The record is from RefSeq and is a predicted model, not a curated record. The transcript has 3 exons.